Molecule: messenger RNA, 908 nt
Organism: Cynoglossus semilaevis (tongue sole)
Lineage: Eukaryota; Metazoa; Chordata; Actinopteri; Pleuronectiformes; Cynoglossidae
Product: tetratricopeptide repeat protein 38
Exons: 7
Coding region: 114-869 (251 amino acids)
Molecular function (GO): protein binding
Source: RefSeq, a predicted model, not a curated record
CUUUUACUUUGAAUGUCGUCAUACUUGGAGAACCUCCGGUGGUGAUUGCAAAUGUUUAACAGUUGUGUUUUUUCCACUGCUCUGCCACUGUGCGUGAAGGUAUAACAUCGACUAUGGAUGCUGCCAGUUUCAGGGAUUGUGAGGCAUGGAGGGCCCAGGGUCUUCAGCUGUCCACCACCAGCAAUGAGGCCUGUAAACUAUAUGAUGCCAUCCUCACGCAGUAUGUGAAGUGGAGGAAUGACGAGACCUUGGGAGGAAUUGAAGGAUGCAUUUCCUCCCUCCAAAAAGUUGACCCCAACUUUGUUAUGGGCCACGUGAUCAGCACAGGACUGGAGUUGGUGUCAACAGCAAGUUCCCCCCGACUGAAUGAACGUCUAGUCAGUGCAGUGAGGAAAACAGUGGAGCUGUCCAAAACCCAGGAAAUCACUCCCAGAGAGAGGCUUCAUGUCAAGGCAAUGGAGCUUUUCUCACAGGGACAAUUAUCCAAGUCCUGUGAUGUAUGGGAAGACAUUCUGGUUGAUCACCCUACUGAUUUGCUGGCUCUAAAAUUUGCCCAUGAUGGCUACUUCUACCUGGGAGCCCAGGCCCCAAUGAGGGACUCAGUGUCCAGAGUGCUGCCUCACUGGAAACCACACAUACCAUUGUCCGGUUAUAUACAUGGAUUACAUUCCUUUGGCCUCAUGGAGACUCAUUUCUAUGACCAGGCUGAGAAGACUGCCAUGAAGGGCCUCUCUCUGGUUCCAGAUGAUGCCUGGUCUGUCCACACUGUGGCUCAUAUUUAUGAGAUGAAGGCAGAGUUGGACAAAGGCUUGAAGUUCAUGGAGAGCAGAGAGAAAGAGUGGCAAGUAAGAGUCCCAUGGUUUUUUUAAAUUUAUUUAUGGAUUGUUUCCCGUAACCACGAGAAUCUC